CAGCGCUUUGUGUUUCCUACUAACUAGUACCUAAAAAGUAUCAAGUAUAAAGUACUCAAAUACUCGUAUAAGCAAAAUUUAUUAUAAAACUAUAAAUUAAUUUUUUUGGUUUACUGGAUUUAUUACAAUCGAACUCAACAUGUUAAUAAAAAAGACAUUGUUAGUGUCAGUUUUUGUUCUUUUCAGUUGUUUGUUUUCAAUCAAUAAGGCUACUGAUGACGCAGACACAGCGGAUAAGGAAUUAAUGUCAAAAUUAUUCACUGUGGUUUUUAAAUGCUUUAAGGAUGCCGAUUGGGGCACGUGCGGUGAAAUGAUAACAACUAAAUAUGAUAUAACUCAAGCUAAAUAUAAGCAAUGUACAUGUCACAUGGCGUGUGCCGGGGAAGAACUUGGAUUGAUAAAUUCUUCGGGGCAACCAGAACCUGCGAAGUUCCUCGAAUACGUGAACCGUAUCAAUAAUCCGGGUAUUAAGAGUCAAUUGCAACAUAUUUACGACAAAUGCCAAAAUGUCAAAGGGACGGAGAAAUGCGAUCUCGCAGAACAAUUUGCUAUAUGUGCUUUUAAGGAAUCGCCAGCACUAAAGGAACGCGCGACUACGUUGAUGGAAAUUUUAAUGAAGAUGAAACCAAAAUCGAAAUAAAUCUCUUCAGCACCCAUAAGUUAUCACACACAGUUGUCCAUCUGUUUUUCUUAGUAAUAUUAUAGGUAGGUGCUGUCGAUACUUACAAGACCAAUAAUAAUUAUAAUUUAUUUACCUAUAUGUGAUUUUAUUAAACACGCAAUUUCAA
Molecule: messenger RNA, 788 nt
Organism: Myzus persicae (green peach aphid)
Lineage: Eukaryota; Metazoa; Arthropoda; Insecta; Hemiptera; Aphididae
Exons: 7
Coding region: 140-640 (166 amino acids)
Molecular function (GO): odorant binding
Source: RefSeq, a predicted model, not a curated record